AGAAAAGAAUAAUGAAUCACUUUAACUGCAUAAAGAAAUAAGAUAAAAUGAGAAGAUCAUACAGAAGUAUUUUAUUUGCAAACUCACCCAAAGCCGUUUACAAUUUAAGCCGAAUAUUUACACAACAGAACCCUAGCCAACACAACAGAAGCCUUCCUUACAAGAACCCAACAGACCAACUAACGGAUGAAGGAACUGAUUGGGUAGUGAUAUGGGUGAAGCAGAUAACAAACUAGCCAGACUGCAUUUUCAGUUUGGAUGACUUCAUCUAGG
Nezara viridula (southern green stink bug) is the source of this 273-nucleotide messenger RNA. Lineage: Eukaryota; Metazoa; Arthropoda; Insecta; Hemiptera; Pentatomidae. The record is from the annotation of a GenBank genome assembly.